Messenger RNA from Colletotrichum karsti, 2916 nucleotides. Its product is annotated as phosphatidylethanolamine N-methyltransferase. The transcript is spliced from 3 exons. Gene Ontology annotation, molecular function: phosphatidylethanolamine N-methyltransferase activity. The record is from RefSeq and is a predicted model, not a curated record. Gene Ontology annotation, biological process: phosphatidylcholine biosynthetic process. Lineage: Eukaryota; Fungi; Ascomycota; Sordariomycetes; Glomerellales; Glomerellaceae. The coding region runs from base 1 to 2916 and encodes 971 amino acids.
AUGACCUCUUCUUCCGAUCCCGUCACCAAUGACGCCGGCCUUCGCCAGCGCCAGAGGAUUAUUUCCUCUGCUGGCGACACCGACGAGUUGAAUCCCGCGGUUCCCCGGGACGACAAGUCUGAGAGCUCUGAAGACGUCGACCAGAAACCCAAAAAGACGUUUGGUCGAACUCCCGAUGGCACAGUCUUCACAGUACCUACGACCCAUGACAUGGUGUCGCAGCUGCUCGAUCCCAGACAGCCCAAGAACCUCUCCGACUUGCUGGUGCUCGCCAUUCUCGCCGUCCACAUCGGUGCCGCCUACCUGAUCCCUGAGGGUUGGAAGCGCUCCGUCUUUGCCCUCGUUUUUCUCUUCUGGAGAGCCGCCUACAACAUCGGCAUUGGCUAUCUCCUCACCAUUCAGUCCCAGCACCGCAGAUUGGAGACGUGGGCUGCGAGAUGGAAACUCUUUGAACAUCCUAGCUCGGGCAAGCAGCCGAGGCCAUGGCUCUAUAACAUGCUCAAGAAAGAGCUCGAGGCCAAGAUCCCUGAAGACUACGAGUUCGAAAAGGCUCCCAUGGAGUACAACACCUGGCUCGUCUUCCGCCGUGUCGUCGAUUUGAUCCUGAUGUGUGACUUCGUGUCUUACUGCCUCUUCGCCAUCAUUUGCGGCCACACUCCGGACGGCGAGGGUCUCUUGCUUGGCUUUGGCCGGUGGGCCGUCAGCAUUGUGCUGGUCCUCUUCAACCUUUGGGUUAAGCUGGACGCCCACCGAGUCGUAAAGGACUAUGCUUGGUACUGGGGUGACUUCUUCUACCUCAUCGACCAAGAGCUGAACUUUGAUGGCGUGUUUGAGAUGGCCCCUCACCCCAUGUACUCGAUCGGCUACGCCGGCUACUACGGCAUUUCCAUGAUGGCGGCGAGCUACGAAGUGCUCUUCAUCUCCGUCAUUGCACACCUCGCCCAGUUUGCCUUCUUGGUGAUUGUCGAGAACCCCCACAUUGAGAAGACCUACAACCCCCCGGCCCCACGCAAGCGGACCAUCUCGACCCAGAUCGGAGACAGAUCCGAGAUCGUCGCCAUCAAGUCGUCUUCGGACUCCGAAGAGGUCACUGUCGAGCAGGCCCCGGUCAACAAAGAAGCCCCUACUCAAGUGCACAACAUGCUUGGCUUCAACAACUUUGACCUGUUCCGCAUCACAGACACUUCCGUCCUGCUUCUCGGGCUCUACCUGGCUAUCUUGACCCUCGUCACCCCCUCGACUGCACUGUUCCAAGCAGUCUUUGUGGUGCAUGCUCUGCUCUGGCGCGUGUGGUACCACCUGGGCCUGGGCGCUAUCCUCUACGGGCAGUCCAAGAACAAGUUCUGGACGAGACACUUCCUCAAGUAUGGCGAGAGCCAUACGGAGGCUUGGAACCAGUGGAAAGGCAUGUACCACCUCAGUCUGGUCAUGUCUGCGUGCUCCUUCCUCGCGGCCUGCUGGAAGAUGUACUCGCCCCCCGAAGACUGGGCCUAUGGCUGGGUCUUGCUCAAGCACGUCGUCGGCGCGGGGCUUGUCGCGCUUCAGAUCUGGACCUCGGUGAGCGUCUACGAUUCUCUCGGAGAGUUUGGCUGGUUUUUCGGAGACUUCUUCUACGAUAACACGGCCAAGUUGACUUACAAGUCCAUCUACCGCUUCCUCAACAACCCCGAGCGCAUCUUUGGAACUGCCGCCUUGUGGGGGCUCGCUCUGAUCACUUGGAGCCGAGCCAUCUUCGUCAUGGCGUUGAUCAGUCAGAUUCUCACGCUCGGCUUCAUCAACUUCAUCGAGAAGCCGCACAUGCAGAAGAUCUACGGCCGGAGCCUGCGUCAAGAAGCGGGACUCACCAAGUUCAUCAAGCGGUCUCUUCCGCCUCCGGUCCAAGGUUGGCAACGAGGUGUCGACAAGGUCCUCGACGGCACGGCGCAGUUCAUCGAGGAAUUCUUGGACACGGCGCGCCCCAAGUUCGCCGCUGGCAUUGAGACCAUUGUUCGCGACACUUCUGCCCUGUUCAACAAGUACCCGGCCAGGUUGACCAUUACCCGACUCUCGCCCGACCUCGCAGGGUUGAACCCCAAGUUCUACUCCCUCACGGUGGCGGGUACUCCUUCGAGUCUAUCUGCCGCGAAUGAGCGGGCCACUGGCAAGGAGAGCGUCAGAGCUCGAUUCCCUCGCGGCGUCGAGACUCAAAUCUUUGAGUACGGCGCCCCCCUGAAGGUCAAGUGGCGAGCACCGGCGAAGCACGACAGCAAGGACUGGAUCGGUCUCUACAUGGUAACCGACAACCACUCAAGAGAGGUCACUGAGGUGUCUUCUCUGGGACGAUGGGUUCCUACCACGCCCGGCAACUAUGACGCGGCCACUGCGGACAAAGCCAUCCUGGCUCCCGACCACCCCGUCCCGAAGAAGGACCCGUCCGAACCCGACCUCGUGGAAGGCGAGGUCAUCUUCGAGGGCGAUCGCCUGUGGUGGACUCAGGGUGUCUUUGAGUUCCGCUACCACCACGCCGGCAGCCACAAUGUUAUGAACAUCUCCCAGCCGUUCGAAAUCCGCAUUGGCAAGUUUGACGAAGAGGACGUCGAGGUCGACGCCAAUGGCAUCUAUGAGAAGGCUGUUGAAGAAGCACUGUUGCCUGUGGUACAAAACUGUUGCGACCGUGACCCUGACAUUGCACCGACUACGGUGGAGGAGACCUUUGGCGGGCACGUCGAGAGGGACGGCAAAUACGCCAAGCGGAUCGUAUAUGCCAUCCACCAGAUGUUUGGCAUUGAGUUUGCCCCAGCAAUAGUUCCCGCCGACGGCAACAUCAAAAAGAUGGCCUGGCGAAUCUGUAACGCGAAGCAAGUCUUGGCACCAUACAGUAUGUCGGCAUCCAGAGGAACCAGCACCCCCACCGGCGCCCCCUUUGAGAAAGCCUAA